Syzygium oleosum is the source of this 2756-nucleotide messenger RNA. Its product is annotated as isochorismate synthase 1, chloroplastic-like. The coding region runs from base 693 to 2591 and encodes 632 amino acids. Gene Ontology annotation, cellular component: plastid. Lineage: Eukaryota; Viridiplantae; Streptophyta; Magnoliopsida; Myrtales; Myrtaceae. The transcript has 15 exons. Gene Ontology annotation, molecular function: isochorismate synthase activity. The record is from RefSeq and is a predicted model, not a curated record. Gene Ontology annotation, biological process: phylloquinone biosynthetic process.
CAAUCAUGUAAUUAAAUCAGAAGAAUGCUGCGCGACACCUUCUUUCAUGGGUCAAUUUUGUAUGGCUUGAAAAAGAACGAAGUUUGCCCUUUAUGAUUAAGAGACAGCUAACUGAUGUGUACUGCAGAUGAAAUUGUGACUCCAGCCUAUGAGCGGCAGGGAAGGUUUGUCAAGGUCUAUGAUUUGAUUGAACAACUCCUUUCAAACCAUCAGUUCAUUGGCAAGGCAAUAUGUCUGAAAUUCACAGUACCUAACUUAGGAAAGGCGAACCGCAAAGAUUUCACAUGAAAUUACAUCCAUCUCGUUAUGUGUUCAAUGGUAAAUUGCACCGAGGUCGUACAGAGCAUGGGGCAAUAUCCUCCUGCCAGCUCCUCAUGGUCCUUCAUUGCCAGGAUCGAGCCACAAGCAUAAAGACAGCCGACUUCAUCAUGUUUGUCCAAGGCGCUGAAGGUGCCGGCGUGCAACAACAGUGGUAAAAAGAAGCAGAACCACUUUCAAAUAUAUAUUACAGAGAGAGAGAGAGAGAGAGAGAGAGAGAGAGAGAGAGAGAGAGAGAGAGAGAGAGAGAGAGAGAGAGAGGCAUUUCCUCUGUGCGGCUCAUGAAUAUCACGAAUAUAUAUAGCAUCACCACAAGCCAGUAGCAGAGCGCAAACAAGAAGACACCCUUCUCUCUGUCUCUCCUCUCCUCCCUCAUGGCGAUUGCUGCUGGAGGGGGAGGAGGAGGGCGCUUCCUAGCACGUCUCAUCGACUCAUCGGAGCCGUCGUCCUCCUCAUCCGCCAAGUCCUCUGCUUCCGGUCCAUCCGUGGCCUCCAGACUCUCAUUCCACUUCCCCACUCACAGGCAUCAGAGUUCAUGCUCAUUGUCCAUGAACGGCUGCGAAGGGGACCCCACGGCCCCCAUCGGCACCGCCGAGACCCGCACCUUCCCGGCCGUGGCGACACCAGGCCUCGCCGUGGACCGCCUCAGCUCCGCCGUCGCCGGCCUCAAGGCGAGCCCGCUGGGUCUCCGCUCCGGCAUUAUCCGCCUUCAGGUGCCGAUCCACGAGAAGAUCGAAGCGAUCGACUGGCUCCACUCUCAGCGCCAGCUCCUCCCCCGCUGCUUCUUCUCCGGCCGGAACUCCGCCGGCGGCAGCUGCUCCGAUUGCCUCCUCGAGCCGUCCUCGGCCGCCAGCGGCAACGGCAACGGGCACGGGCAUCUCCGCCGCCGGACGGGGCACAGGCUGGUCAGCGUCGCCGGCGUCGGAUCCGCGGUGUUCUUCCGCCGCGUUAGCCCCUUCUCCUAUGAAGAUUGGUUGUCCAUCAAAAGGUUCCUCUCCACGAGCUGCCCUUUAAUCCGUGCUUAUGGGGCGAUUCGCUUUGAUGCGAGAUCGAAUGUGUCGACAGAGUGGGAGGCUUUCGGCUCUUUCUACUUCAUUGUUCCUCAGGUUGAGUUUGAUGAGCUCGAAGAGAGCUCUAUGCUUGCAGCUACUAUUGCGUGGGACAAUGCUCUUUCUUGGACUUGGGAAAAGGCCAUAAGUUCGCUGGAAGCUACGAUAAACCAGGUAUCGUCACUUGUAAUGAAGUUAAGAAAGCAAGUGCCUAAAGCAUUCAUCUUAAGUAAUAAUCACGUUCCCAGCAAGAACUGCUGGGGUCUUGCAGUGAAGAGAGCUUUGCAAAUGAUUAAUGGAGAUGACUCUGCCCUCAUUAAGGUUGUGCUAGCACGAAGCAGCAGAUUCCUUACUGCUACAGACAUAGAUCCUAUAGCAUGGCUCGCUUGUUUACAGAUUGAAGGGGAAAAUGCUUAUCAGUUUUGUCUUCAGCCACCUAAUGCUCCAGCAUUCAUUGGAAACACGCCAGAGCAACUAUUUCACAGAACCAGGCUUAGUAUCAGCAGUGAGGCUUUGGCUGGAACACGUGCUAGAGGUGAAUCAGGGGCUUCGGAUCUCCAAAUAGAACUUGACUUGCUUUCAAGUCCGAAGGACCAUCUUGAGUUUACUAUAGUGAGGGAGAGCAUAAGAAGAAAAUUAGAGGCUGUAUGUAGCGGAGUGGUUGUAGAACCAAGAAAAGCAAUUCGAAAACUUUCUAGAGUUCAACAUCUACAUGCUGUACUGGCUGGUACAUUGAGAAGUGAAGGCGAUGAGUUUGACAUUUUGUCUUCUCUCCACCCGAGUCCAGCAGUUUGUGGAUUUCCAACAGAAGAAGCAAGGCUGUUAAUUGCUGAAACUGAGGUAUUUGACCGAGGAAUGUAUGCUGGACCGGUGGGCUGGUUUGGAGGAGGAGAGAGUGAGUUUGCUGUUGGUAUUAGGUCAGCUUUGGUUGGAAAGGGCCUUGGUGCUUUAAUUUAUGCUGGGACUGGGAUAGUGGAAGGAAGCAAUCCAUCUUCCGAGUGGGAUGAACUGGAAAUCAAGAUAUCUCAGAUGAGAGCGCCUGCAAAGUGCAUGAGUCUGGUUACUCAUGUCACUAGCUCUGCUCAAAUUGCAUCCUUCUCAUUCACAUUUCCAGUUGGACUUCCAGAUUCAGCAAAGAAGGUUCCAUUUGAUGUUAGGUCUUCCUUGGAUCUCCGUACUACCACACACUUUCUGGUGCAUAGUCCCUCUUGGUCACGCAAAUAAGAGACGUAAUCGGCAUUCCAAAUUUAUUCAUUUAGUAUCGAGCAUUUCGUUUGUGCAGAAAACUGGAAUCAAAUAAAUGUGCAGGCAUGCAGUGUCUGACAUCGUCUUCAUGUAUGUGAAUCAUUUUUUCAUUCUUAGUUGAUUUCUCGGGGAUGAUUGAAGAAA